Oncorhynchus keta (chum salmon) is the source of this 8420-nucleotide messenger RNA. Its product is annotated as rapamycin-insensitive companion of mTOR-like. Gene Ontology annotation, biological process: TORC2 signaling; positive regulation of phosphatidylinositol 3-kinase/protein kinase B signal transduction. The transcript has 37 exons. The record is from RefSeq and is a predicted model, not a curated record. The coding region runs from base 325 to 5532 and encodes 1735 amino acids. Gene Ontology annotation, cellular component: TORC2 complex. Lineage: Eukaryota; Metazoa; Chordata; Actinopteri; Salmoniformes; Salmonidae. Gene Ontology annotation, molecular function: protein serine/threonine kinase activator activity.
GUAGGGCAGGAGACACAUUUCCAGGUACCAAAAUCAUACAAUACAUUUCAGAGAAUUACGGGCCAGACAGAAACACAACAAAAACUUGCCGAAUUCCGGCUGUCAUAAAUCCACACUGUCCUCAAAUAAUGAAUACACGAAAUGUCUGGAUUGCAAGGUGCAGACAGAGAGCACAUAUGCUAAACACACAAUGUAUAUAUUUGCUACAAAAAUAGUUUUUCUUUCAUGAGACAACUGUGGUUGGGCAAGAGGCAAUGAGUGCGGGAUUUCUCGCGAUAAUCCCUGUUGAUUUCGAUCGGGUUAGUGCUGAAUGAUUCUGGAAAGAUGGCGGUCAGCAUCCGAGGCCGUCCGAGCCGAAGCGUUCGGAUGCGAGGUCGGAAUGACAGUGGGGAGGAAAAUGUACCACUCGAUCUUUCCAGAGAUCCUUCAGACAACCUCCGGGAAAUCCUACAGAAUGUUGCCAAGCAACAAGGAGUCUCCAACAUGCGCAAACUCGGUCACCUGAACAACUUCAUAAAGCUUCUCUGCAAGGUCGGCCACUCAGAAGAGAAGCUUGGGUUUACACAUGAAGAGAUCAUAAUUUGUCUCCGGUUAGCGCUGUUGAACGAGGCUAAGGAAGUGCGCGCUGCAGGGCUGAGGGCUCUACGCUACCUGAUCAGAGACAGCACUAUUCUCCAGAAGGUCCUCCGUCUUCAGGUGGACUACCUGAUCGCCAGGUGCAUAGACAUCCAGCAAAGCAAUGAGGUGGAGAGGACACAGGCUCUCAGGCUGGUGCGAAAGAUGAUCACUGUGAAUGCACUGCUCUUCCCCUCCUCUGUCACCAACUCCCUCAUUGCCGUGGGCAACGAUGGGCUACAGGAGCGAGACCGCAUGGUUCGCGCCUGUAUUGCCAUCAUCUGUGAACUUGCUGUGAAGAACCCUGUGGUGGUGGCUCAGAGGCGUGGUCUCAGCACCAUUCUGAAGAACGUGAUCGACUGUCAGCUGAGCCGCAUCAACGAGGCACUCAUCACUACCAUCCUACACCUCCUCAACCACCCACACACACGCCAGUAUGUGCACUCGGAUGUGGAGCUCGAGCAAAUCCUGGCCCCUUACACUGACUUCCACUACAGACACAAUGCAGACACGGCAGAGGGGCAGCUCAAGGAAGACAGGGAGGCUCGUUUCCUGGCAAGUAAAAUGUCCAUAGUUGCUUCCUUUCGCUCCUGGUCAGGCAUCAUUAACCUGUGCAAGUCAGGCAACUCUGGAAUCCAGUCUCUUAUUGGCCUGCUCUGUAUACCAAAUAUGGAAGUAAGGAAAGGCUUAUUAGAGGUGAUAUAUGAUAUAUUUCGGCUCCCCAUGCCGGUUGCGACUGCAGACUUUAUUGAAGCACUUAUCAGUGUGGACCCUAGCAGGUUCCAAGACAAUUGGAGGUUAUCAGAUGGCUUUGUGGCUUCUGAAGCAAAAGUUAUCCUUCCACAUCGAGCUCGAUCAAGGCCUGACUUAAUGGAUAAUUACCUGGCGUUGGUACUGUCUGCCUUCAUCAAGAGUGGACUUCUUGAGGGUCUCGUUGAGGUUAUCACAAGCACUGAUGACCCCAUCUCUGUGCGAGCCAUCAUUCUACUGGGAGAACUGCUUCACAUGGCCAACACCAUCCUCCCCCACUCCCACAGCCACCACCUGCACUGUCUACCCACACUCAUCAACAAGGCUGCCUCCUUCGACAUCGCCCAGGAGAAGAGACUACGGGCGAGUGCAGCGGUCAACUACCUGAAACGUUUCCACGAGAAGAAGAAGAGAGGACCCAAACCCAACAGCCUGUACCUGGACCACAUCAUCCGCAAAUCGAAAGCUUCUCACUACUGUAGAGAUCAGCACUUUAGACCACAGAGAGAUAUCUUUGUCAUUAAGGACACUGAGGAUGCUCUUAUGAUGAACCUGAGAGACAGCCACAUCCUCAACCACAAAGAGAACCUGGACUGGAACUGGGUUCUCAUCGCAACAAUAUUGAAGUGGCCAAACGUUAACCUGCGGAGCAAUAAAGAUGAACAAAUGCACAGGUUUGUACGCAGGCUGCUGUUCUUCUAUAAGCCCAGCAGUAAGCUGUACGCCAGCCUGGAGCUGGACCACAGUAAGGCCAGGCAGCUCACUGUGGUAGGAUGUCAGUUCAUCGAGUUCCUCCUGGAGUCUGAGGAGGAUGGGCAGGCAUACCUGGAGGACCUGGUGAAGGACAUAGUCCAAUGGCUCUCCUCUUCCUCGGGGCUCAAGCCUGACCGCGGUCUCCAGAGCAACGGGUUGCUCACCACUCUCAGCCAGCACUACUUCCUGUUCCUGGGCACUCUUUCCUCACACCCGCACGGCGUCAAGAUGCUGGAGAAGUGCAGUGUCUUCCAGUGCCUGUUGAACAUCUGUACUCUGAAAAAUCAGGACCACCUGUUGAAACUCACUGUCUCCAUACUGGACUACAGCCGUGACGGGCUGUCCAGGGUCAUCCUGUCCAAGAUCCUCACUGCUGCCACUGACAACUGCAGGUUGUAUGCCACUAAACACCUGCGAGUGUUGCUUCGUGCCAAUGUGGAGUUCUUCAGUAACUGGGGCAUCGAGCUGCUGGUCACCCAGCUCCACGACCGCAACAAGACCAUCUCCAUGGAGGCGUUGGACAUACUGGAUGAGGCCUGUGAGGACAAGGCAAACCUCCAUGCUCUGAUCCAGAUGAAGCCAGCUCUCACACACCUGGGGGACAAGGGCGUCCUGCUGCUGCUACGGUUCUUGUCCAUUCCAAAGGGCUUCUCCUACCUAAGUGAGAGGGGUUACGUCACCAAGCAGCUAGAGAAAUGGCAGAAGGACUAUAACCUGAAGUAUGUGGACAUGAUAGAGGAGCAGCUGAACGAGGCUCUCACCACGUACCGCAAGCCUGUCGAUGGAGACAACUAUGUACGCCGAAGCAACCAAAGGUUACAGAGGCCAAAUGUUUAUCUUCCUGUUCAUCUGUAUGGCCAGCUUGUCCAUGAUAAGACAGGCUGCCAUCUACUGGAAGUCCAGAAUGUGGUUCCUGACCUAAGUUACACUGUCCGUUCCCCAAUGCUGGACAAGUGGGAGGGCAUCAAACAGCUAAAGGCAGCGCUUUGGGCCUUGGGUAACAUAGGGUCAUCAAACUGGGGGUUGAACCUCUUACAGGAGGAGGGGGUGAUCCCUGACAUAGUGGUUCUGGCCCAGCACUGUGAGGUUCUCUCCAUCAGGGGGACGUGUCUGUACGUGUUGGGGCUGAUCUCAAAGUCACGUCAGGGCUGUGACAUGCUGAAGCAGCACGGCUGGGACGCUGUAAGACACAGCCGGCGGACGCUGUGGCCCGUUGUCCCAGACGACAUGGAGCCCCACCCCAACCCGCCCAGCCUGCUGUCCUCUGUCCCCUCCACCCUCAGCCUCACCUCUGACUCCACCAGCUCUAGACACAACAGUGAGAGUGACUCCACACAGCCCAGUAAGUCUCAGCCCAGUAUGUACAUCAUGGACGAUGAGCGGCUGGAGAACUGUGACCUGUCGGACGAUCCUCCCAUGUACAUGAGACCCAAGUACAAGGACCGCAGCCCCUUCACCCUCCUGGCUUCCAGCCACUUCCGUAACCGCCUCCUCCACUCUCUGUCGCUCUCCGGGAAGAUGCUGCGCAGCACCAGCGACCCUAAGGGCACCACCAGGGACCACGGAGGAGGGAUGGAAGAGGGUCAGGGGCGCAAACGCACCGUUACUGAACCCAGCUACACCUUUGGAUCUUCAGAUGUCUUCCCAAUCUAUAAUGACGGCCACCUGCCCAAAAGCCCCUCUGUCAACCUAGAAACUUCCAUUGUGGGCAGCAAGACCCCUGAAAACCAGGGCAGCACCCCCAACUUUGGUGAGGGAGAUGGGGAAGGGAGGCUGCCAGGCCGGUCAGUGGGGGUAGGAGGGUCAGGGGUGGGGGUGGGGGAGAACCAGAGAGAGCAGACUAGCCGGGAACGCCUGGCCGGGGAUGGCCCGUCCGGAGGGGGCGGGGGGGCUCAGUUUAAAUCGCGCAGUCAGAGCUUCAACACGGACACGACCACCAGCGGCAUCAGCUCUAUGAGCUCCAGCCCCUCCAGGGAGACCCUGCCCUCCACCAUCGACACGGACGGUGUCAGCCUCAACAGUGUGAUCAGCGCCCAGACCAUCCAGACCCUGACCUCCCUCACCCCCCAGCCCCACACCGCCCACCUCUCCUCCCUGUCCAAAUCUAGCUCUACCUCCCUGGUGCCCCCCGGCUCCUCCCACACCCUCCCCCGCCGCGCCCAGUCUCUCAAGUCGCCUUCGUUGACCACCCUGAGCGGCCUGACGGACUGCAGCCUCAUGUACUCCAACUCCCGCGACGCGCUGGGCUACGCCACGCUGAAGUACGCCACUUCCUGUGACACGUACGCCAGUCAGCGUGAUGCGCUGGGCUAUGCUACUCUGAAGAGGCUGCAGCAGCAGAGGAUCCACUCGUCCCUGUCCCACAGCGAGGCUCUGGCCUCCCCAGCCAAAGACGUGCUCUUCACUGAUACCAUCACCAUGAAGACAGGCAGCCUGGACUCCAGACUCACCCCACGGCGGUUCCUGAAGGCUCUGAGUUUUGCCUCCCUGGACAAGGAGGAUCUGCUGAGCCCCAUCAGCCAGAACACUCUGCAGCGGUCCUCCUCAGUGAGAUCCAUGGUGUCCAGCGCCACCUACGGCAGCUCUGAUGACUUCAUCGGCCUGGCGCUGCCAGUGGACAUUAACAACAUGUUCCAGAUAAAAGAAACACCAUAUUUCCUGAAGAGGACCAGCCCUCCCUCUGAGGACAGAUCUGCCAAAUUCUUCUCUGGAGACUCAGAUGGCCCCAGCCCUCACUCCAGACAUGCAGUGCUUCGCUCCCAGCUGAGCAUCACAGAGCUGAUGGGGGUGAGCCGGGCGGAGCAGCAGAAGUUGCUGGGCUCAGAGGAGACGGGUCUACAGGAACACAACGAUGACAACUGCCUCUACUGCACUGGGCUCUCUGUGCUUGGCUUCAGCGCUUCCAAUAGCAGCCCAGACUUGACAGAGGAACCCCCUUUCUCAGAAUGGUGCGGUCCGCCUGUGCAGAACCACCUGGAGGUCAUGGGCCAAACCAAACUGUCAGGGGUUUCCGGGUGCAGUGAUGCUGUGUCUCAGGGCUCCCCAGGAAGCACCCGCAGCACUGAACUGAUUUUGGGAGUGAAGUCCAUUCCAGAGGAAUCGCCAGCCGGCAGGGUUCUCCUCAGGAAGGAGGUCCUGCGUCUCAUGGUCAACCUCAGCUCCUCUGUGGGGAUCAAAGGCCACGAGACUAACCUGCUAACGAUCAAGGAGAAAUUCCCAUAUGCAUUCGAUGACAUCUGUCUCUAUUCUGAGGUGUCUUACCUGCUUGCCCACUGCAUGUUCCGUCUGUCAGCACGCCGCUUCAUCCAGGAGCUCUUUCAAGACGUGCCAUUCAUUCCGAUGUACGAAGAGGCAGAGGCCAUCCUCUCCAAGCCCCCAAAGAAUGGACCGGCCGACCCUCCCACUGAGCCCUGAGUCAACCCUACUGCCCUUCCCUUCUGUCUCACAGCCUGUCAAACCCUGAGUCACCACUACUGAUCUUCCAGUCAACCACAACCCCUAAAGCCUGAAUCACACCCAACCCCCGGAACCUUCAGCUUACCCUCAAACCUCAACCCCCGGAACCUUCAUUUAACCCUCAACCUCAACCCCCAUGACCCUUCAGUUAACCCUCAACCCACACCCCCCUGAACCUUGGACUUUGUAGUCCUCAAACUUCAGUCAACCCACACCCCUGACGUGUGAGACAACCCUAACCCCUCAACCACAAACGCUUGAGUCACUACCAACCACAGCUUUGUAGGGCCUGAGUCACCUUCCACCCCCACAUCCUCCCUUACCUCUCCAUACCAGAGUGCACUCACUGUAUGUCCUCCUGGGAUUUGGACAAAAAUGAAAAUAUGGAGGGAAGAAAUAUGUUCUUCCUAUUGACUAAGUUUUAGAUAUGAUGGAUGAUAACGCAGGAUGAACAAAUAUUCUGUUUUUUUUUAUCUGAUCAAAUGAUGGCAGCCAGCUAUGAGUAUUUUUAACAGAGCUCAUUUUUGGGAAAUUCUUCACAAACUGAGCUUGGAUCACAAUCAAAUCCAAAUGACUUAAAACGGUCCAUCAUUCCUGAGGGCUUCCUCAGUUAUUUUUAAUAUAUGACUGCAUCCCAACCACUGGUGUGAAAUACCACAGCAUGUUGUUUUUGGCUUGGCUUCUCCCAAAGUGGAUCCAUUGACUAAAACACUAAAGAGUAGGGUUCCUCUGCAUAACACUAAAAACUCUCUGCAUCUGGAGAGAGGACCAUGCCAUUGUGAAAAUCAUUGCACCUGAACAAAGAACAGUGAAGGAGAAUAGUGAUAAAUACUUUUGGUAUUGCUCUAUUUAAUGACGGCAGAUACAGGUCAGCCAAAUGAUCAUCAUUCACUGGUGCAGUUUGGUGGUUGUCUCUCUUAUUUGUUGAUGUGCUAAAGAGGAAAUGUUCCUCCUUGCCCUUUGCUGGAUUUGUUUUGUUAUUUUAUUUAGGACUUUGUUUGUCUGUGUUUUUAAGCAUUUAUAUUAAGAACUGAACAACUACAUGUAGGAGUGAAAUCUAUCAAAACAUUGAAUGUCUGUGUGUUUCAGCACAGAAGAGUUAUUAACGGUCAGUUACUCAACUGAUGAUUGAAACUACGGCUGCAUUUAUUUUUGUUUACGACCUAGAAAUUUAAACCCUAAAAUAAAAGUGCAGGGUUGAAACAAGAGAUUUGGUUCUCAUCAAAGUGGAGGAAGACCUAUGACUGCUACCCCUUCUGUCAUACAUUUCUUCAGAACAUGGUUCAUGAAAACAGUCACUAUUUGAUGGCCAUGUAGAGUUGCUGCUUCAUUCCACAGUCAUUCAGUAGCCAUUCCCAUCAGUUUCCAUUCAUUUCUGUCAGUUGCCAUUCCACAGUCGGAAGCCAUUCCUGUCAGUUGCCAUUCCACAGUCGGAAGCCAUUCCUGUCAGUUGCCAUUAAUUCCUGUGUUAGUUGCUGUUCCUUAGACUGUGUCCUUGGGGUCACUGUCUGCUUGUUCUUAAUCCGGUAAAACUGGGGAAUAAUGAAACUGGAGUAAACGUUUUGAAGUGGAGCUCAGGUACUGCCUGAACAUGUCCAAUAAGAACACUCGUUUAAUUGGAAAACUCAGCCACUUCCGGGUCGAAAUCUAGCUACAUGUUUGUAAAAUGACGGUUUAAAACAGUCACUGUACUGUUUUUUUUUUGCUAUGCAAGAUGCCUGUUAAUUGUGAGCCCAAAUGUACAUGUAUAGGUUAUUAACUGGUUUGAUAUAUUUCAGCUUUUGUUUGAAGUUUGUUUAGCUGUUGGCUCAUUGUUUCAUUACUGUUUUAAAGAAGUGGUGGCUACCAUUGUGUGGUCCUUUCCAACAUGAUUCACUUUGACUGAAGAUGGUACUUGCUGCACUGAAUCCUUCAACAUGCACGUAUGACUAUUCUGACAAUGGAAGUGUUUAGGCCUACUGUUGAAAAUGGCCUUGGUUAAGUGAUGAAUUGGUUAGAGAAAUGGACUGGUGAAAAGAGGAUUGGGGUGCACUGCAAUUGCACUUAGCAAUCAACAUGAACUAAGUAUGCAAUUACUACAGAAAAUAUUUUUCUGUAUAAAUGCGUAAUGUUGAAUAGUUAGGUCCUCUGCGAGCAGAGAAUUGUAUAGUUGCAGCCCACAAUGUGCAUAGUGGAUCACUGCUCUAAAUGAAAAAUAAAUGUGGAUAUUUAAUAUCGCAGAUUCCCACUCAACUAUACCUUCAUAUAACCUUAUUUUGCACGUUUGCAUUCUAAGAGACCUCAGUUCACCUUUUCAACAAACUUCAAAAUUCUAAAUAGUGGUUAAAUGUUGUUUUUUGUCAAGUCUACAGUACAUUUCAUAGUCAGACACAUUUGAACAUAAUACUGAUGUUUCAGAUAUAUAUUGAAUAAGGUCAAUUAUUUGGGAACAUAAUUGUACUACUUUCUGUUGGGGACCAAAAAGCUAAACUGAAAAGCCAACAAUUAUUUGUUAUCUGGCAAUUGUUUGAAACAACAGGAAGUAGUAACUUAAAUAUUUAACUUUGUCUACAUUUGAGUGAUUUGAAGUGGACUUUUGCUGAUAAAGCACUGUAAUGGGGAUGUGAAAACAAAGCCUUUAUUGUACCUGGACCGUUUAGGAACAGAGAGACAAAGAUAAGAGAAGUGUUAUUUAUAUUUUUCCUCAAGUGAAAACAUUUUCAAGAAGAUGUAUAUAAGUCUGUGUGUCUCCCCCCAAUUUGUGGUUUUCCUUGUACAGAACUAUGUAUGUUUUUGGCAUUUUAUAUAGGCCAUUAGAAUCAUUCUUAUUAAAGGGAUGCAUUGAUAAUAAAAACAUAAUCUACUCA